CUACUAUCAUUCUUGUUGCGGUAGCCUUAGAGGACGGAUCGUCGUACUACGCGGCUCUCUCGUUCUUCAUUCCGGCACUCUCGCGUGCGCGCUUAUUUUCCGACACGGUCCCGGUCCCGCACGUGCCGUCCUAUGACUUUAAAUUUUAUAUUUACAAUUAAUAAUAAAUAAAAAAUACUAAUAAUUAAUUGCCUUAAAACCCGAACGAUGGAGCGGAAAUCGAGUGCAGAAAAAAAAAAGUUUUGUAAAAUUUUCCUAGAGCUUCAUACAUUGACUUAAUUUUUCGGCUUUAAAUAAAAUCGAUCAAGCAGUGACACUUAAUUAUUGUUAUAAAUUUAAGAAAAUGGUUUGAUAACUGGUUAAAAUGAAUUGUGCACUUGAACGAUGAAAUGUAUAAUUGCUUUCUCGUAUCCGUAUAACUCGCGAUUUCUCUAUUGGUUGUUUUAAUAAAUAAAUUAUAGUUUUUAAAUUUUUAUGAUAAUUAAAACAUCAGUAUAUUUGUUUUUAUAAAUAUAUGUUUACUGGCUAGACUUGGAAACAUGAUUAGCACUCACGUCUCGAUUUAUGAUAAAUCAAAUGGACUUGUAAUCAGUGAUAAGUGAUUAAUGUGAAGUGAUUUUAUUUAAAUACAUAAUAAACAUUUUGUAAAAGUUUCAAAUAAAAUAAUAAUAAUAUUUAUAAUAUAUCAAUGGAAGUGAAGAACGAGUAGAGCCGAAGAUGAAAAAUUUUGGAUAACCGAUACGAUAUAAAGUGAGACGUAUAGCCAUGGGUACUCGACGGGAUUCACAGGACAAUUUAUCACCUUGUAGUCACCAUGAAAACCACAGCAACGAGUUAGCGAGCCGGAAGUUACGAUGCGGUGUACCUCAGUAUAAACUCACAAUCACCGGUAUAAGAUGUAUACUGCUACUGAUUAUACUAUCAACGGCAUCGUUAGUUCAUACUUAUGUACCAGAAAAAUAUCCAAUAGAGGUAUACCACAUGCUGCAAGAGAGGACGCAGUAUGGAUUCGGUAGGGACAAUCGUGUGAGAGGAAGCUGGGGUCCAUGGAGCUCUUGGAGCGAAUGCUCGAGGUCUUGUGGUACUGGGGUCCAGUCUCAAGCACGGCAAUGUGUUCUUCGAAAUAGCGUAAGAAAAAGAAGUAUUAUAGGUGAAGUUAAUAAUACUAGUCUAAAACCGGUGUGCAUCGGUACUUACAAACGAUACCACGUUUGCAAUACUCAGGAUUGUUCUGAGCUUGCUGAUGACUUUCGUGCUGAACAGUGCGCUAAAUUUAAUAACAGAAUAUAUAAAGGGGAAAAUCACGCAUGGGUGCCAUUUUUAAAUGCUCCGAAUCCAUGUGCGCUAAAUUGCCGUGCUGUAGGUCAACGAUUUUAUGCGACCCUGGAGCCUGAGGUAAUCGAUGGCACACCGUGCGAUGGUCCUAACUUACGUGGAAAGAGUAUGGGGCUCUCAGUAGACCGGACAACUGAACAAUGGCUCUGCGUCGCUGGACAAUGCAGGUCAGUGGGAUGCGAUGGAGUUGUUGGUUCCGGUGCUGUCAGGGACACCUGCGGCGUCUGUGGCGGGCAAGGAAGAGGAUGCAAGUUAUUUGAAGGAAUUUUUAUGGAACCGAUUCUUCCUAAAGGUCACCAGCCAGUCACGACUAUUCCACGUGGCGCGAUGUCGCUUAAUAUUUCGGAGUUACGUCACAGUAGUAAUUUUUUAGCACUUAGGUUGGAAAACGGAACGUACGUUCUAAACGGGCCAUGGUCAUUGAGCCCCAGUGGAAUUUACAAGACCGCAGGAAGUAUUGUUACUUAUCAACGUGGUGAUAGAAACCGGAUGGAAAGUAUAACAGCCACCGGUCCACUUAAUGAAUCUCUCAAUUUAGAAAUAUGGUAUCACGAAAUGAAUCCAGGAGUACUCUAUAAAUAUAUGCUCCCAGCGCCAGAGUAUUCUGAAGAUAACGCGGUUAUUGCGCCGCCACUAUACGCCAACGAGAUACCCGAAUCUUAUCCACGAGUUGAAGUACCUCCGAGUCGACCGGAGGUAAAUUUAUCACGGAAUCAAGUGAGGGAAGAGACACGUAAGCCGAAGAAAGAAGAAAUGAAAUUCUCACCGACGACUGUGAUGGCCGGUGAUGCGCCGAAUAUUAAUGUUAACGUUAGUCUAUCAGACGUCAAGACGAGUAAAAAAAAAAGAAAAUUCGCUUGGAAGGUGAUGGGUCUUUCGUCUUGUUCCAAGACCUGCGGUGGAGGGGUACAGAGCACGAUAGUAAAGUGCGUGAGAGAAGAUAGAGAUAACGUGGUACCGGAUCGUAGAUGUAGAAAGUUUUCCCAGCCUCCGGCACCGCCGGCACUGCAGUGCAACGAUCAGCCGUGUCCCCCGCGAUGGAGAGCGGACGCGUGGUCCGAGUGCUCGACGAGUUGCGGGACUGGAGUGAAAACUCGACGACUUGAAUGCGUUCAGGAUUUAAAUUCAAAGCUAACUAUGCGUGUAGCCGCGGGCGCGUGCUCGCAGCCACCGGACUUGAGCACCGUUGGCACAUGCACGGGACCUCCGUGUCCAAAUAUCCCGCAAGUACGACAAAUGGAGACUCUGCAUGUGUCAGCAGGCAUCCCUGGCCGAUGGCAAGUCGGUCCCUGGACUCCGUGCUCUUCAACGUGCGGCAGAGGUUCCAUGAACAGGACAGUUGUCUGUAUAACCAGUGGAGAGCCUUGUCCAGCAUCAGCCCGGCCAAUUGAUGAGAGAGCCUGCGAGGCAUCAUGUGAAACUACUCACCCACAGCACGAGUCCGUGUGGCUCUACACUGAGUGGUCUUCGAAGUGUCCUUUAGAAUGUGAGCGUGAGAUGGAGACGAGGCGCAUUGCCUGCGGCGGUAUAAGCGAAUUAUUUUGCGAUUCCACGAAGAGACCGGCGACAGAGAGGCGGUGCUCAGUUAAUGCAACUAGGAGUUGUGAUGCACGUUGGUUCACUGGACCGUGGUCGUCGUGUUCUGUAGCAUGUGGUGAAGGUAUUGCCCGACGAGAGGUGAUUUGCAUUGGGAACUCGUCCGGUGAAUCAAAGAUACUCACCGAAAGUAAUUGCAGCUCAACGAGGCCGCCUGGAGAGCAAGUUUGCCGCAUGCCUAAGUGCCCACCCGAGUGGUUCACGUCCGAUUGGAACAUGUGCUCGGUUUCCUGUGGCGGUGGCACGCAAGAACGCAUCGUGAGGUGUCUGGAUGAGGGGAGCGCUAACUCGUCCUGCGACGGAAAAACAAAGCCAGAGAACCGGAGGGCUUGCAAUGUUCAUACCUGCAAGGAUGUUAUCUCUAAUAAAACUCCGAAAAAAGUACAUCUUGCUAACGAGUGCGUUGAUAAGUAUCCGAACUGCAUGCUGGUAGUCAAAGCUGGUCUCUGCCGCGUUAAGUACUACAAGCACUCUUGUUGCGGUUGUCGCAAUUAGUUUCCGAGCUACUGGUUUAAGCAGAGUGUUAAUCUUCAGUCAGAAGGGACGGUUUUAUUAUCAAGUCUGAAGCCGGUAUCGGGUAUCGAUCAACAUCGAGUGUAAUCUAUACAAAAGUAUUUCUUCCUCGUUUUAUUUUUAUUUUUUAACUCCGAAAGUGAUGCUUGUGUUAUUAAUUAUUACAACAACAAUAACAAUAAAUGUAUCGCUCUGUGAAAGUUAUAAAUAAUUUUAUUGUAUAGUCAAAAUUUUCGUACAAAUAGAAACGAUAACUCAAUAAAAAAACAUCAUUUUGCAUGUCAA
Microplitis mediator is the source of this 3729-nucleotide messenger RNA. RefSeq names its product ADAMTS-like protein 4. The record is from RefSeq and is a predicted model, not a curated record. NCBI's taxonomy places the organism in Eukaryota, Metazoa, Arthropoda, Insecta, Hymenoptera, Braconidae. Gene Ontology annotation, molecular function: metalloendopeptidase activity. Gene Ontology annotation, biological process: extracellular matrix organization. Gene Ontology annotation, cellular component: extracellular matrix. Bases 766 to 3426 code for a protein of 886 amino acids. The transcript has 17 exons.